GAUAGUGAAUUUGGUAACUGAAAGUUUACCAGUGUUUAUUUCUAAGUGUUGUUUGACAGUUACUGCACGUGCAGAAAAUGAAAGUAGGAAUAUGUCAAUGUUGCGAUAGAAAUGGAAUGUAAUAGUUGUGUUGUAAAUAACAAUAUGUCAGAGAAAAGUGUUCAAGCAGAGAUAAUGGGGGCCGGUGCCUCCCGUGAAGGGGAGGAGUUAGUAGAUGAUCGUUAUGUGACGCAGUCUCAGACUGGUCCCGUAUCCGGGCCUCACUCGCCCCGUCAGAGAUCAGAACAGCGUCAGAUCAGCUCAAGAACCAGUAUGAAACAGUCAUCUAGAACUAGCAUGUCAAGAAAUGUUGAGGGAAUGGAGGAGCCAAUUAUUGGAGUAACAAAGAAUGGAUUUACAGUGGCAGAUCUAGCUAUUAUGGAAGGACAGUCUGUCAUAUUCAUCUGGCAAGAUAAUUCUGAGCCUGUGGAUAUUGUGCAGGUGAUACAUGAUGGAGAAAAGUUGAGGCCUGUGAUUGGUGGAUUCAGUGGUAGCUAUAACAACAGUAAGGGACAGUAUGAACAACAGUUUAAUUUGGAGGGAGAAUAUAAAUUUGCCUUGUCUGGUGUAAGAUGCACCCCACUUAUGAUCAGUGUGAGACGGAGGGUUGACCUUGUUACAGAGGUCACGGAUGAUGGUUUCACCCCUGACAUUAUAUAUAUUGAUCAAGGUCACAGUAUAAAGUGGCAAUGGAAGGGCUGUACAAGCCCACACUCUGUACAGGAAGUGAAAUAUGAAAUGAACAAAGCUUGCUUCAAACGCGAUAUCGAGUCAUCAGGAAAUGUAAAAACCGUGUCAGGAAGUUACAGACAUACAUUCCCUCGGCCAGGAUUAUAUUAUUUUAUGACAGAGAGUUCAGAGUUAGGGAAGCAACAUUACUGCGUCGUACACGUGCGCGAGACCCAGAGAGAAUAUCGUGUUGAGAUCAUGGACCGCUCAUACCAACCCAUGAUCUUACUGAUAGAGGAAGGUGACAGAGUCUGGUGGAGCUGGGAUAAGUUAAAGUGUAAGAAACAUCACAGUGUUUACCAGAUUGAGGCUCCAAGUGUUGACCAUGGAGAUGAUGACCCAUAUGUGCCAGUAAAAGAUGGAUUUCGGUGGACCACACCAAGUAAACAGGGACUGAUGUCAUAUGAGUUUUUCAAGGCGGGAGUGUACUACUUCUCCGACCAGAAUUUCCAGGAGGCGGCAGAAUAUGUCGGAACCAUUAUUGUGAAACCAAAACAGAAAGAACACUUUAUAGAACUAACUGAAAAUGGAUUUAAUCCAGAUUUACUGUAUGCACAAACUGGUGACAGAAUUUGGUGGACAUGGAAUGGGCAAGCUUGUAUCAACCAGAAAAAACCUCAGUUAUUUGCCAUCAUGGAAACUGAAUCAUGUUUAAACCCAACCUCAAGAAAAUCUUCUGCUAAGGAAGGUGAAGAAGUGUUCCAGUAUUUGGACGACGAAUCUCUAACUCUGUGUACGAAGGUCGGUCUAGCAACGACACAUUUCUCUACAAUCGGAGUCUACCAGUAUAGAAUAGCCGACAGUCCUGCCGACUUUAACACUUGUAGUGUAAUAGUGAACCCAGGACCAAAGAACCAUACCAUACAUCUGACAGACAAUGGGUUUGAGCCCAAAGUGAUCACAGUACGCCCAAAUGACAGAGUCUGGUGGGUGUGGCAAGGUGGCAAAAAAGUGCAUAAUAUUCUUCAGGUAUCACAUCAAGGAGACCCUAUAGAGAAAGGUUUCUGUAGUGGAGCCCCACGGGAAGCCCCGUCUGCAUUUGUUCAUCAGUUUAUUACCCCGGGUGUGUUCUACUUCUUGAGUCAUAGUCUACCAAAAAUAUUCGGAGCAGUCGUCGUGUCAACGCAACCUCAGGUACAUGAAGUGAAUGUAGGAAAUGACAUCAAACCUGACCCAGUCACGGUGAAACUUAACGAUAUUGUGUGCUGGAUAUUCCGCAGUAUUCGCAUGUACGAUGUUUGCCGUGUUGAAAGUGUGGAUCAAGUUGUUGGCAAUGGUAUUCAAGAAAUCACCGUCCCUCCAAGACGGUGCAUGAGUAAAGCUAUAACAAGAACUGGCGUACAACAUUUUUACAGCAAAUCUUUUGCUAAAGGAAAAGGAGGCAAAGAAAAUUACAUCGAUGACGUUAAACUAAGCAGUAUCCUGUGUGACGACAGAUUUGAUAACGCUGUUGUACGUGUAGACAAGGAUGGUUUCCACCCAGCCGUGUUCUAUAUACAGAAAGGUCAAAGUGUACUGUGGACGUGGAAGGGAACAGAGGAAGAAUCACAUAAUAUCAUACAUGUCAAAUCUCCCGACAGUGAUGAACCAUUAAAUGUGAUCCAUGGUGCCAAAUCAUUUAACAGUGGUAAACCAAUACCCAACAACAGUUUCCUGUAUACAUUUGAUGAAGAUGGGUCCUACACUGUGGCGUCGCAGGGAGCUCCAGGAUUCUACUGUACAGUGGUUGUCAUGGAUGUUGGAAUGAGAGUAAAGGAACCAUAUUUAGAUGGUGCAACUGGAGGCACUAUUGAGCCAGGUACCAAAGUGACCUUGACCUGUGAUACACCAGGAGCCAGAAUAUACUAUACCACAGAUGGUUCACCUGCUGAACUUCACAUUGAUUCAGUCAAGCUUUACAAACCAGAAAAGGGAAUAGUACUGUCCAAACCAGGACUGAGAUUUGUCCGAGCUAUAGCUGUAAAAGAGGGCAGGCUCAACAGUCAUGUACAUACAUCCGGUCGGUUCUGGGUGCUAGGUGACGAUGAUGAAGAAUCUGAUUCCUCAGAGAUGUCCGAGCCACAGACGGUUCCAAGACCAAAAACUUCCGCAAAGACAUGGGAUUGGUGGGGAUGUAUUCCUAACAUCAGAGCAUGCUUCACUACACCAGGCACCCUGGAGGUGUUCUGGGAGAAACCUGAUAGAGGACAUCUAGCUCUCAUCAAGGGCUACCAGAUAUUCAUGAAUGGUGUGACAUACUGUGACAUGUUUCCACCUAGUAACAACAGUUUGUGUGUUAGUGGAAUGGCAGGUGGCAGACUGUACGAGGUGGUGGUUGAGGUAUACGGCAAGAAAUCAGACUGUACCACACAGAAAUCUAACAGACUGAAGUUGAAAUGUCCACUAGUUACACCUGAUGGUGGGCCAGUUAUCUCCCUUGAGAGAACGGAGAAACAGGAUGCUCUGGCUAUAGUCUGGAUGUCUAUCGACCAACCCAAUAACCCAGUCUCAGGAUACCUGGUAUUCCUUAAUGACAAACAAUGUGGUGCUAGACUUGUACCUGACCCUGAGAGUAAUAGAUGUAAGGUGGUGAUAGGAAGCUGUGAGUUGGAGAAACCAUACAAGGUGUACGUUGUGGCUAUACCUGAAGAUAAAUCAAAAAAGGCAUCAGAGGAAGUUUUGAUGUCCAAUGUUCUUGAGGUCAGUCUGCCUCUUGAUACAUCUGAAAUCCGAUUACCCGUGCGUGAAGCCCGGUUAGACGAGGAGGAGCUAUAUUUAGAAUAUCUAGAGGUCAGCGAAGGGUCAGGCUAUUUACCAGCUAUGGACACCUCAAGGUCUUCAAAGUUGGAAGAAUCACGACUCUCACGAAUGUCACAUGGUUCACGUGUAUCCCGAGGGUCACAGGGUUCACGUUUAUCUCGUGGAUCACAUGGAUCCUCCAGUGGGCAUCCAGCUUUACAACAAACUUCUUCAUCCGACGAAUCUCCUCGCCACGAUCCUAAACCACGGGCUAUACCGUCACCUAAACAGUCUCGUUCUGAUAAAAGUCCCCUCCUACCAAAGGAGUCCCGCCCACCUCCUGUCAUAUAUGACGCCUCAAUUGGAGAUGAGCAGAGACAAAGGGCAGCCCCUGAGACAUCAAUUGAGGUGGAGGAAAAUAGAUACAGAGCACUAAAACCAAGGCGAUUUAACUCUCGCAGGAUUAACUUCAUCGGAUAUCGUCAUGGCCAACGUCAGAUCCUCUCCUCUAUUGAGGAUGACCAGAGUGUUAUGACCGAUGACAAUGAGAAAUCUACACAAACCUCUUCACAGACGGCCAACAAAUAUAAACCAGUACUUAACCACGAUUUCAUUCCACCCAGUCUUCAGGACAAAGGUGUUACACCUCGAGGCAAGAGACGUCUGCCUCCAUCUGAAAGUGAGUCAGAAACUGAGACCGAAACUGAAACAGAAACUGAAACAGAGACUGAGUCUGAAACAGAAACUGAUCAUCCUAGCAGCAUGGUUGUCAUGGAUGCACAGAGACCACAGGCUCAUACUGCUCAUAGAAAGAAGGAGAAGACACCAAGGACGCCAAAAACUCCAAAGUCUCAAAGAGAGUUUGAGACUCCAAGACAAAGGGGCGUGAGUAUCAUCAGAGAUGGGCGUGGCUAUGUUGAAGUAGAGGAUGAUGGGUCAUCAACAUCUGAACCAGAAAGGUCAUAUACUCAUCCGCAGACGACAAGUUUUGAGAAACCACGGAAACACAGGAAGAACAUGGCAAUUAUUGAGGUGCAAGAUGCAGUUGAGCUGGAUGCUAGGAGGAAUGAGGAGUCAAUGGAGGAAGAACGUCAAGUGGCAGUGCCAGCAGGUACAAAAGAAAGCAUGAGACAGAUUGAUGAAGGGCAGUUCAUCAGAAGUGAUGGUGAAGGAAUUCUUCCAGCUCCUUCCAUCAUGGUAGAAAGUCAUGGUAAAAAUGGUGUCAGUGUCAACUGGCAGUUACCAAAGCAACUAGAUCCUGAGUACCGUCUGCUUCUCUAUGUUGUAAAUGUGGUUGGUACCCGGUUCCAAGGAGGAAUUAAUAGUGAUAUCAGUUUUGAAUGUAACUUGGUCGAGAAGGGGAAACAGGUACGAGGGGUUCAACACUGCUGGAAUAUACAAGAGAAGUCUCGGUGCACCGUGAAUGGUCUGGUACCAGGACUUACGUACAGACUGUAUGUGAUAGCUAACUAUACCAUGCUUCACGGGCACCAGCCCUGCGAGAUACAGACUACAUCUUCUGUGAUAUAUUAUACGACAGUCGGGCCGCCACGUCCACCAAGGUUCAGGGUCGUCAGUGUUGAUAUGCAUCAGGCAUUGUUGGAGUGGGAACCACCCAGGAUGCACGAGGAGCUCCAACUAAAGGGGUACCAGAUAUAUGUUGAUAACAAACCUCUCGGCAACAUUCGUAACAAAGACACUCGUCAAAUGAUGAUUAACAACAUGGUUCCCGGCAAGACAUUAAGUGUUUAUGUUGUGGCUGUAACUAAACAGGCUACACAGGAGAGUGAACCAUCGAGGGUUCUACACAUCACGUGUCCACGACGACCACCAGAUAUAGUUGUUGCCCAGCAACCGUCAUACAGACAGGGCACUGUACUUAUAUCAUGGGAGAGACCUAAAGGCCACACAUAUGCCACAAAUGAGGAGGAUAUAUCCAUAUAUGGUGUUUAUGUUGAUGGAAAAUGGUACGGUGAAGUGAAGUCUAACAAGCUGGGAAACAAACAUGGCUACCAGUAUAUACUGAACGAUCUUAACCCUGAACAGAGCUACGAUAUCAGUGUCAAGGCUAUCUCAGGUUAUAAACGUAUUGAUCCGGAUGCCCAGCAUAUCUUCUGUCUUAGUGAAGGACCAAUGUCCAAUGUCAUCAAUGUGAUGGCCCCGGCAGCCCCUAAAUCACCCAAGUUGAGACUUGAAGGUUUGACCCCCGAGGGUAUUGAUGUCACAUGGCUGGUUCCACAACAGCACGGAGAGGCAGCUAUUUCGGGAUAUCAAAUGUUAAAGAACGGUCGUCUAUAUGGGUCAAUCAUCCCGCCAGAAGUUAACAGUCUACGUAUACGCGAUGUGUCGCUCGGGGAAAAAGUGGCGCUCCAACUGAUUGCUCUGACAGAACAUCCCGUCGGCAAGAUUGAUAAACGUACAGAGCUGAUGGAGAAGGAGAAUACUGAGGAGGCGGGAGCUGAAAAACAAAAGUUGAUUUUGUUCACUGAUGAUGUACAAAUGACCAGAAAACGUGAUGCUAAUGUUCAAACUGGUGACACAAAUGAGAAGAAAAUUGAAACUGACUAUGCAGAUGUUUUCGUUGGUGACAGAUAUGCUGGGUGCCGUCCUGGUGCCAAACUUGUUGUCCACUACACUGGACUAGUAUGCCCACCAUCUCAGGUCUGGUGUGAGCGUGUAACCGGACAUUCCGCUCUGGUUGUCUGGAACAGAGAUGAUGAGCCAAAAUCGCAUUUUAUCCGACCUGAGAGUUAUCAGGUGACCUGGUGGCCCGGAGAUAAACCGGAAGAUGAUAUUAACAGUGAUAGUACUUCAGAGGAUCAUCUGUUAAUUACAAACCUCCGUCCAGCCACUAGCUACACCAUUGUUGUAGAGGCAAGAAAAAUGGAGAAAUAUAAAGACAUAGAUGAAGAGGCGGAGACUAUGGGGCGUGAGACAGUGAGUGCCUUCAUCUUGACAGCUAAAUCAGACAACCUCCUUGUGAGAACUGCCCGCCCACCAGACCCGCCCUCAAAUCUCGGUGUAAUCUCCACCACAUGCUCAGCAAUAAAACUUGCCUGGGAUCCUCCCAGAGAACAUGGUGUUGAUGUUAUAGGAAUCAGAAUUGAUGCAGUAUCACUGAACACCGGUGAUCCACAUCACGUCUCUGUAGACGCUAUUCCAGAUGCUACAACUGCUGUUAUUCAAGGUUUACGUGAGAAGACAGACUACAUGACACGUAUAACAGCUAUCACCGAUGAGUACUUUGACAGACUUCCUGAUAAACAUCGCCUUAAAACAGCGCGCACCAUUCCUAAAGACACCAUUUUACCCGCGGAUGAUUCUCCUUGGUUACCAAACUCGAGCAUUUUAACCAAAACCUCCGGCACUGAGCCACCAGCUGCUCUGAAAAUAGCUAAAGCAUCAACAUCUUCAUUAAAACUUGUCUGGACACCACCCAUUGUGUAUGGCUCAAACAAGCUUCAAGGUGUUAUUGUUAGGUGGGCUGACGUUAAAUAUAACAAAAGGAAGGAAGAUGAUGAUUUCGUCGUGGCAAGUCACGUAAACUUGUUACCGACCGAAGAUACACUCGUAAUUGAGGACCUCACACCAGGAAACCAGUACAAGAUUAUUGUUGAAGCAGUUGUUAGUGUUAAAACUUCACUAGAAAAAGGUGACGACAGUGGCUCUGGGAUCGAACAAUAUCGUCGUACAGCUCACAUUAUGUCACGACCAUUGUACGCUCGAACACGAGCUCCAACAGAACCACCUGUCCUCUUGAUAACAGGUUAUACUCAAACUACCGCACAAUUAUACUGGGAGAAACCGUUACUGAUGUCCGUAGUUGGAAAAGACGCAGAAGGUAAACCACGUUACCUACGCAGGUACCUUGAGGGUUACAAAUUAGAAAUUAAUGGAAAGACAUACUGUCAUCUUGGUCCGUCAUCACAGAGCUGUCAACUUACAAAAUGUAAGCCAGGAAAACUGUAUCAUGUGACCCUUGUAGCAUUGACCUGUACAGAACAGGGAAAGAAGGAGAGAAAAAGAAAGUACAAAGGUGCGUAUAAGAACACAAACCCUCAGGACAUGGACUAUGGUUUAUUACUGGAAGAUGAAGAUAACCUGGAUGCUUCACCAUCGGAACCUCUCGAAAUUACACUGCCAAAGAACAUGGAUGGUUAUAUCCAUUCACUCGAUGCAUUUUUCACCCAUAACGAGGAUCGUGACAACAAGACAUUUGGUGAUGUUCAGUUACAAUGGACGACACAAGGUGGCGAGAAAUCGUUACUGAAACAGUUCAACAUUAUCUGGUACUCGCAUGAUGACCAUGUUGUCCAAACAAAAUAUGUCAGCUCGGACUUUAAUAAAUGUCAGAUUCCAGUUACAAGAUUAAAGAGUAUAUAUGACAUGGUUAUAGAACCGGCCUUCUUUACAGACACGUUACCACAGCAACCACAGAAUAUCCAGAUUAUGAUACCAGGACCACCUGACCCGCCUGAAAUCUUCUUGAAAUCAUCCAGUCCAGAUGAGUUUGUUAUAGAGUGGGGUGAACCAAGAUUGUAUGGGGGUGUCAGGGUUAGAGGCUAUCAAGUGUAUUUGAAUGAUAAAAAGGCAGGAAAUGAACUGAGCUCUACACAUAGGAAAGCUGUCAUACCUUGUAGACCUAACAGGCAUUACAAGGUGAACUUGGUGGCCCUUAGUGCUAACCCAGAAUAUUCUGACUCUGGUAAAUCAAACACACUUUCAAUCAACACUUCCCUGCACUCGCCACGCGAAGGAGAAGCACUUGAUGAGAUGACCUAUACUGAUGACCAUGACAUUCCGGUGAAGGUCACCAAGGUCAGUGAGACGUCUAUACAUUUAGACUGGGGCAACUUCCUGGAGACAGAGGGCAUUGGAUGCUACAAGAUUCAAUGGAGUAGUGUUGCCCAACCUGCGGAAAGAGAGGUUAGAUUGUCAUGUAAGGAUUCCAACUGUGUGAUCAACAAAUGUCUACCUGGUACCACACAUUUUGUGAGGUUACUUGCCCUUGAUGGUGAUGGACAAAUUAGGGAACGGUCUAAACAGAUGACAGUACAGACAUCAGCACCACCAGACGGACCUUGCUUGACUGUCAGGGCGUGUAAUUUCCGGUACAUUGCUAUCCAAUGGGAUAAACCAAAUACGUACGGUGAUGCUUUAAUCACUGGGUACAAGGUGUAUGUUAACGGUAUAGUCGAGUCUAUCUUGAAUGCAGACCAGCUUAGCUAUACAUACACACACGGCAAGUGGUGCCAGGAGUAUUCCUUCCAAGUUCAGGCUUUAACAGCAUUUGAGAAGAUGAACAGCAAACCUUCGGAACCUCUCGUUGUGGAGUGGCCGGGAACCAAGGCACCAAGUGUACAUAGACUGCCAACUCAUACAAGCUCAAACCUGAGAGUGGGUUGGGAGGAUCCGUAUGUGACAGACGGUGUGAAGGUCAAACAUUUCAGGGUUUGUUGUGUUGAGGAGGAUACAGAAAAGAUGGUAUCGAGCAUUGGACCAGUACACCCGGACACCAGGGAGGCCGAGUUCAAACAUAUCAAAAAGGGCAGCUACAAUAUCUACGUUGAAGUGCAUUUAUAUGGAACAAGUGAGGUGGUAUGUUCAGACUAUAUCCGGUUACAACCGGCUCCAGCACCGGAUGCACCAAAGAUCGCAGCUACUGUUGUAGGGUUUGAUGAACGUAGACAGAUAGAGAAGAUAACAUGUGAUCUAGUCAACAAAAGAGAUAGAUUGAUUCGUCAAGUUGGUCACAAGUUGAAGGAGAUUGGAGCUUUGACUCACCCAAUGCGUGCUGAGAAAGACCGUGAUGUCAUUGAAGCGGCUCACACGUUAACCCGGGUGGAGGAAGUGCUAGAAGAUUGUUUCUCUGCUCUGGAGAACUUUACUGGUGUGAAAACUGUCAGAAUAAAGCUUGGCACAGAACAGCCAAUGUACAAACUAACAAUGGUGUCAUUAACCGACAAGCCAGCGGCUGCAAGCGAGGAGUCAAACAGCAUUGAUUUGAUAUCUGAAGCAUUUAGACCUUUCUCCUUCUAUUGUUAUCAUAGUGUACACAGCAAGGGAAAAUGUUGGCCUGAUCAUGGAUGUUGCAAGUACCAGGACUCCAUCGGCUACGAACGUCAACUUGCUAAGAAACUGGCCAAUCAGGGUCUUUUGAAGAAACAUGUUCCGCCCCCGUCGUGCAGUCUCCUGGACAUCUUUGAGGGAGAGUACAAACCACUGUUACAGGGACACACUAGACAAUAUCCAACAGCAAUAUUGUUCUGGACACCAUGGUGUCUACCAUCGCAGAAAGUGAUGACCUACUUUUCACGGUUUGCACGUGAAACAACCAAAGAGUACAACUUUAUUGCUGUAUCAUGUAACACUAGCGGGAGCUCAUUGAGUGAGAGGAAAGAUCUUAUACAUAUGAUAACAGCUAAUGGAUGGAGAGAAGAUGGUUCUAUAUGGCACGCUACCAGUCAGUGUGCUUCGUCUAUAUAUGAGGCUACAAACCAUAUCUGGAAAAACACAACCGGAGGUAUUAAGCGUGAUGCUGAUAUAGAGACGGAGAGUAACGUAGAUCUGACCGAGCUGCUGGGUAUCGCAGGAGUACCAACCUUCCUGUUCAUUCAUCAAGAAGGUUAUAUAGCAUGGCAUGGUAGAUACAGCGCCUAUGAUUACGGUUCAUUCUCGGCAUUUAUGAGACACACAUUCAGCGAGGUGUCAGCCGUACCUUGUCCGGUAUUCAAGUGUGACAGCUGUAGAAAUGAUACAGCCAUAGAUGAUGAGGCUAUUUGGUGA
Molecule: messenger RNA, 10272 nt
Organism: Ruditapes philippinarum (Manila clam)
Lineage: Eukaryota; Metazoa; Mollusca; Bivalvia; Venerida; Veneridae
Exons: 57
Coding region: 112-10272 (3386 amino acids)
Molecular function (GO): protein binding
Source: RefSeq, a predicted model, not a curated record